GUUUGCGUAGGCACCAUAAAAUCGUUCACACACAAUUCGGUACAGGCGGCAUUUGUGCUGGUUGUUUGUGACAAUUUUCAAUGUGAGCCCAGUCAAGGUGAGUGUUUAUCGUACGAACAACAAAAUGAACUGUCAAAAAAUUGACCGAACGAAUAGCAACAACAACAACACCAACCAAACACACUCAUUCAUAUGACAGACUAAAAUUAUUUCGCUCGUUUUUGUUAUGAGCCCAUACAAUUCUUUGCGUUCUGCGAAUUCUCCGGCAGUGGUUGUCCACAACGCAAUUUACAAAUUGUAACCAAACGUGUGUAUGUGAAAGAGGCACAGAGAGAUUGGAAAAAACACAUAAAAUAAACAGUUUUAUCGCCGUUCAAAAAUUCCAAAUACAAUUCUGCGAAUAUCGACUUUGGGCGAUGCAACAACAAUAGCAUCUGUGUGUCGUGUAACUUGAGUCAAAGAUCAAUGAUGUUCCGCUUGAGUUAUACUGAAACUCGGCUUGUGUGAGCGACGAACGAGAGCGCACCGAUUCGCACACAUAAAACUGCAGACGGUGCAGAAUAUCUUCAUAACUCAGAACCGUUAAUCGUUCUCAACAUUCGGAGAGCAAUCGUUGGUGAUUUCACUUUUGAGGCAGUAUUCAAACAACACAGUUCAGUUUUUGAAACACGUGUUUUUCUGGAGAUUUUUUCUCAACUCUGUUUUACGAACGAAUUUUACUUUUUUUUUAUCGCUAAAAAUUAACGUAUCGAAAGAAAAUUUCGCAGAUUUUACUGAAAUAAAUUUUGUGGAAAUUAGAUCAUUGAGCCGCAAAGAAUGUCUGAUCAACCGAAGGAUUUACGAAAAUUGUGCAUUUUGAAUGCAAAAGAAUCGGACGAUGACGACAAAAUUCGUUCGCUGUGCGAAACGUUUGGUCGUGUCAUUCAUUUCAAUCGGCCACCAAGCAAACGGGCAUUGGCAUUCCCACUUUAUCAGAAUGAAAGUGAUGCUCAACGCGCAAAAGAUGGUCUGUCUGCCGAAGGAUAUCGUGUUCAAUUUGCAAAUGCCAAGCGGGGCGACAACUCCAGCGAAGACACUGGUCACCAGAAGCGCAGUGAAUUUCGGUCACGACAAAAUUUGGCGGAAAAUGGGUCUGAAAAUGGUUUCGAAGCCGAUUCGUCGUCGGACAACCGGCCAUACGGUGUUUGCAUAAAAUGCGGUGACAAAGCUUAUUACAACUGUGGUCGAUGCCGUGAAUUUUACUGCUCUGAAGAGUGCCAAGAGAGCGAUUGGUUGACACACAAGCCUAACUGUGUCUCGAUGCCGAAGCUUGUGCCAGCAAAAUCGACGUACAGCAUUCGUGCAAGCCGCUACAAUUUGUCGGAUUCGGUUGAAAAGCUUCCCGAAGCAAAUCACGUGGUGAAAGGCACAGAUGCUGCUGAUGGGCGGCCAAAUGGUGAAUCGUUGCCAAUCAAGGUUGAACCAAAAGUUGAACCGUUGCCACAGAAGGCCGAAUCGAUUGCGUCAGCCAGCAAAAAGGUACCGAUUUCGUCCACCGCUUCAGACACGGUUUCCAAUUCGGACGAUAAGCGUUCGAAAGCCGGAACUCUGAUCGAGGAAAAUCGCAACACCGAAAAGGUAACUCGUUCACCACGGGCACGACUCUUGGCACAAACAAAAGCUGAGCCGGUGCCGGCACAGGCCACUCCAGCGCAACCGACAAAUGGUUUGGUCUCUGAUUCGAUUCCGGAUAAUACGGAGGUCUACAUCACUCAUGUUCGUACACACCGAAGCGUUUACAUUCGAUCGGCCCUCACCAACGAUGAAUAUGCCAAACUGAUUACCGAAGUUGGAGAAACGUCAAAGACACAGCCAAAGUUGACCGUCCACCCAAAUAGAAACGACAUCGUGAUGGCUCCGUUCGAUGGCAUGUACUAUCGUGCAAUCGUAAUCAGUUGCGACAAAGCCAACGCUAUGGUUAAAGUUGGUUUCAUUGAUUUCGGCAAUUCGGACGAGGUGCCAUUCAGUCACAUCAAGGCGUUGCCUAAACAUCUUCAAACACAUCGUCGUUUGAUUAUCCCAGUGGCUCUGAAGGGCAUUCACGAUGAUUACGAAACGAACGAAAAGGACAACAUGUCGAAACACUUGGGUGAAUUGUGCGAUAGUGGCGUUGGACUCCGAGUAAAAGGCGACAACCCGCAUAUCAAUGGUAAAGAAUCCGUCGAAUUGUUCGAUCUCAUCACAAACCAAUCGGUCAGCGAAGUGCUCAAUGCGACGGUACAGAAGCGUUAUCGCAUCGAAGAUAUCAAGCAAAAGGUGGUCAAAAAUGCAUCGGACGUGGAAAUCAUGAUCAUUGGGCCGGAACGAAUUUGCGAAAAUUAUGUGACGUGCAUUCUGAAGACGGACGUCGACACGUUCAUGAACGCCGAUAAUUUGACGCAAGCGUUUGGUAUGUCCGUGAAGAAUGCACCGGCAUACAAGCCAAAGGUGAAGGAGCUGUGCGUGGUCGAAAUCAAGGAACCCGAAGGUAAAAUUUGGUAUCGUUGCCAAUACCAACAGGAGUUGGUCGACGAUCAUGCCCAGGUGUAUUGCUUCGACUACGGCAGAAUUGAACGCGUGCGUGCCAACAACAUUCGGUCGAUCACCGAAGAUGUGGCUUUCGAAAUCACCUCGUUUGUUGGUCUCUUGGAAAAUGGUGAUAAGAUGAGCGUCGAAGAAAAGAAUGUCAUAAUCCAAGACCCGGCAGUGAAGGCCGCAUCAAUCAAAUACGAUGGCGAUUUGCACCGCAUCACAUUGGCAUAGACGGUCAUGCGUGAGCUGGAGAGCAUUCAAAAUAUCAAAACCAUUGAUUACUCAACAUUGACGAAUUGAAUUCGCUUCCCAAACGAAAGAAAAACAAAUAUUUAGAAUAAAUUUUUUUUUCUACACAUUUUUUUAACAGACAGAUUUUAAGGUCUGGUUCAUACCAUGGGUAAAAUCAAACUCAUUACUCAUUUAAUCAUAAACAUUUGUUUAGCCCUAAGCAGAACUGAAAGUGAAAUUAUUGUAUUUUGAAUACUGAAAUAAAAUCCAAUUUUCUCAUUUUGACACAUUUUUCGGACAUAAAAAUAAAAAUAAAAAUAAAGAAAAAACUAAAAGAAAA
This is a messenger RNA of Sitodiplosis mosellana (orange wheat blossom midge), 3121 nucleotides long. RefSeq lists its product as uncharacterized. The record is from RefSeq and is a predicted model, not a curated record. Bases 817 to 2781 code for a protein of 654 amino acids. Gene Ontology annotation, biological process: spermatogenesis. The transcript has 5 exons. Lineage: Eukaryota; Metazoa; Arthropoda; Insecta; Diptera; Cecidomyiidae. Gene Ontology annotation, molecular function: nucleic acid binding.